Messenger RNA from Formica exsecta, 1204 nucleotides. RefSeq names its product muscle-specific protein 20-like (gene Mp20). The coding region runs from base 86 to 640 and encodes 184 amino acids. Gene Ontology annotation, molecular function: protein binding. Lineage: Eukaryota; Metazoa; Arthropoda; Insecta; Hymenoptera; Formicidae. The record is from RefSeq and is a predicted model, not a curated record. The transcript has 4 exons.
GUGGUUGCGUGGUUCACACGAAUGUAUAAAAAGCUCGCGACGAAGAGGGCCCCGGCACUUCAGUCUUUUCAAAAAUAUCGUAAGGAUGGCUCUAGAACGUCAAGUGCGCGCUAAGAUUGCGUCGAAACGCAAUCCCGAACAAGAGAAGGAAGCGCAGGAAUGGAUCGAAUCGAUCCUUGGCAAAAAGUUUCCCCCCGGUGAGACUUUCGAAGAUGUGCUGAAGGACGGUCAGGUCCUUUGCCAUCUCAUGAAUAAGAUCUCUCCUGGAUCGGUACCGAAGAUCAAUAGCUCCGGCGGACAGUUCAAGAUGAUGGAAAAUAUUAAUUUGUUUCAAAAGGCUCUAAAGGAUUAUGGGGUGGACGACGUCGACGUUUUCCAGACAGUGGACUUGUGGGAGAAGAAAGAUAUCGCCCAAGUAGUAACGACGUUGUUCGCUCUUGGCCGAACGACGUACAAGCAUCCCGAAUGGAAAGGACCUUACCUAGGACCUAAACCAUCAGAAGAGUGUAAACGUGAAUUUACAGAAGAACAAUUGCGGGCUGGCGAGGCGGUGAUCGGUCUUCAAGCGGGUUCCAACAAGGGUGCAACUCAGGCCGGCCAGAGCAUCGGUGCCACUCGUAAAAUUCUCCUGGGAAAGUAAAUUAAAAAAUCUCAGCGCAGCUGCUUACUCUCUUCCACUCUUUAGAGCUAAAAAAAUUGCGUAUUUUUCUAUGUACAUAAAUGCGUAUAUAUAUAUUUUAUUUUACUUUUGUAAUUAUAUAUAAAUGAUAAAUAGCUGUCAUUUAUUGAUCAGUCUUUUCAUUUUACUUCUUAAAGAUAGCCACUGUAUCAUCAAGAUAGCAAUUGUGUCAUCUCGUAAUAAGUUGUAAUUUUUUUAAUCAAAAGAGAUAGAGGGAGAAAGAGAGAAAAAGAUAGAGAGUGUGUAUGUACGUUUUUUAAUAGAGAGUCAGCGAUAAUAUUCACACAAUGAUAAAAUAAUUUUUAUAAUUAAACGAGAUACACUAUCGUUAUUAAAUCAAAUCUCUUAUCUCUUUGUGUCUCGAGAUUUUAGUCUCGAAAAAUGUACAAUGUCGAUGACAGAUAUGCGUUUCAAAGCAAUCAAACUGUUAUUUAAUUGAGUAAUGACAGAUGCGCGUUUCGAAACGAUAAAUUGAUUGUUAUCUAAAGGAUUCCAAAUAAAAUUAGUUCUAUCCAUCCGAAAUAA